AUGGGUGCACCUGAUGCUGCAGCUGCCACUCCCGGCCAACACGAGCACGAGUGGUCCAAUUCUUUCUGGGACUGCUGCUCUCCUACCGAGACCUGCCUCCUCGGAUGGUGCUUUCCCUGCGGUCUCUUCGGCAGAACGGGCGCCCGUCUCGAAGACCCAUCUAUGAAAUCCGAUGACUGCAUGAACGGCAACUGUCUCAUCUACUUCGUCAGCAGCUACUGCGCUCUCCACUGGAUCCCCCUUAUGAUGAAGCGCGGCGAGAUCCGUAAACGGUUCAAUAUCGAGGGCUCCGGCGCUGGGGACUGCUUCUCGUCGUACUGCUGCCCGUGCUGCACGCUGGUGCAGAACGAGAAGGAGGUCGAGUUCCAGUCGACGCGGGUUCAGCAGUCCGGGUAUCAGGCUCCAGCUGGGAUGGCUUAUCCUCAGUAA
Messenger RNA from Aspergillus terreus NIH2624, 429 nucleotides. Its product is annotated as PLAC8 family protein. Lineage: Eukaryota; Fungi; Ascomycota; Eurotiomycetes; Eurotiales; Aspergillaceae. The transcript is spliced from 3 exons. Bases 1 to 429 code for a protein of 142 amino acids. The record is from RefSeq and is a predicted model, not a curated record.